AUGAAUGUAACUAUUGUUGAACAAUUUGAUGAAAAUAAAGCAACAUUUUUUGCUAAAAUCUGUGAUAAAUAUUUUUACUCAUCUGAAUUGCUUACAUUUUGUUUUUGUAUAUUUACUACGUUUCAAAUUAUAUUUUGGUUAUUUAAUUCAUUUUUACUGUAUAUUGAAUAUAAUGAUAUUCCAUCCAUUGAUCAAUAUCGUUUACAAAAACAUAAACCAAAACUUCGUUUUCAACCCGAUAUGAUUAAAAUUAUUCGAAAUGGAAUAAUUCGUCAUCAAAUUUCAUCUGUUGUUAUGCUACCAGUAAUGUAUUAUCUACUAAAUGCAUUUGGACAUGUCAGUGUUACUGGACCUAUUCCAUCAUUAUUCACAAUUGUUUGGCAACUAUCCAUAUUCAUCUUAGCUGAAGACUUUCUAUUUUUUUGGACACAUUAUUUAUUUCAUACAAGAUGGUUAUAUAAACAUAUUCAUAAAAAGCAUCAUCUAUAUAAACAACCAAUUGGUGUUGUAGCCGUUCUUGCAGAUCCACUGGAAUCGUUGUUUCAAAAUCAAUUAGGAAUUUGGCUAAUACCGAUUUUGUUAAAAGAAAAACAUUUAUUAACAUUAUGUUUAUGGAUAUUGAUACGUGUUUAUCAAACAGUCAAUGCACAUUGUGGCUAUGACUUGCCCUACAUAAGUACACAGUAUUAUUUACCAUGGCUUAUGUCGGGAACGUUAGCACACGAUUAUCAUCAUCAACAUGGAAAAAUGAAUUAUGGAAGUUUUUUUACAUUGUGGGAUCGUCUAAUGAACACACAUAAAUUAAGUAAAGAAGAUUAA
Molecule: messenger RNA, 819 nt
Organism: Didymodactylos carnosus
Lineage: Eukaryota; Metazoa; Rotifera; Eurotatoria; Philodinida; Philodinidae
Source: the annotation of a GenBank genome assembly